Messenger RNA from Colius striatus (speckled mousebird), 1572 nucleotides. RefSeq names its product intestinal-type alkaline phosphatase-like. Gene Ontology annotation, biological process: dephosphorylation. NCBI's taxonomy places the organism in Eukaryota, Metazoa, Chordata, Aves, Coliiformes, Coliidae. The transcript is spliced from 11 exons. The record is from RefSeq and is a predicted model, not a curated record. Gene Ontology annotation, cellular component: plasma membrane. Gene Ontology annotation, molecular function: alkaline phosphatase activity. Bases 1 to 1572 code for a protein of 523 amino acids.
AUGCAGCUCCUGGCACCCCUCACCCUCUACCUGAGCCUCUGGACAGGGCUCAGCACUGCUGUCAUCCCAGUGGAGGAAGAGGAUCCAUCCUACUGGAACAAGCAGGCAGCUGAAGCCAUCGAGACUGCCUUCAAGAUCCAGCCCAGGAUAAGCCAAGCCAAAAACCUCCUCCUCUUCCUCGGGGAUGGAUUUGGGAUCCCCACCAUCACGGCCACCCGCAUCCUAAAGGGGCAGGAGCAGGGGAAGCUGGGCCCUGAGACCCCCCUCGCCCUGGAUGCUUUCCCCUACAUAGCUCUUUCCAAGACGUACAACGUGGACCGGCAGGUCCCCGACAGCGCGGGGACAGCCACAGCCUACCUCUGCGGGGUGAAGGGCAACUACCAGACGGUGGGGCUGAGCGCGGCCGCCCGCUACUCCGAGUGCAACACCACAGCGGGCAACGAGGUGGUCUCGGUGCUGGAGAGAGCCCGCAACGCCGGGAAGGCGGUGGGCAUCGUGACGACGACGCGGGUGCAGCACGCCUCGCCCUCGGGGACCUAUGCCCACGUGGUGAACCGCAACUGGUACUCGGAUGGCAGCAUGCCUGCCGAGGCACUCCAGCAGGGCUGCAAGGACAUCGCCUGGCAGCUGGUCCACAACGUCGACAUCAACGUGAUCCUGGGGGGCGGCAGGAAAUACAUGACCCCCGUGGGGACGCCGGACCCCGAGUACCCCGCCUACGGCUCGGAAAACGGGACACGUGAGGAUGGCAAGAACCUCAUUGACAUGUGGCUGGAAGCACGGCCGGGUGCCCGCUACGUCUGGAACAAGACGGAGAUGCUGAGUGCCGCCGCUGACCCCAACAUGACGUAUUUGAUGGGGCUCUUCGAACCCGCUGACAUGAAGUUCGACCUGGUGCGUAACACCACGCUGGACCCCUCGCUCACCGAGAUGAUGGAGGCGGCCAUCACCAUCCUCAGCAGGAACCCCAACGGCUUCUACCUCUUUGUGGAAGGUGGCAGAAUUGACCACGGCCACCACAAUGGCGCAGCCCAGCAGGCGCUGACGGAGGCGCUGGAAUUCGACCGGGCCAUUGCGCGGGCGGGAGCCCUGACGGACGAGGCGCAGACCCUCACCGUCAUCACCGCCGACCACUCGCACGUCUUCUCCUUCGGCGGCUACACCCUGCGCGGCUCCUCCAUCUUCGGCCUGGCUCCCAGAAAAGCUCUUGAUGGGAAGAACUACACGUCCAUCCUCUACGGGAAUGGGCCAGGCUACCAAGGCGUGGAGCGGCCUGACAUGGACAGUGACACAGUUGAGCAGUAUGACUACUUGCAGCAGGCUGCCGUGCCCCUCCAGUCGGAGACCCACGGCGGCGAGGACGUGGCCAUCCUGGCCAAGGGCCCCAUGGCCCACCUCUUCCACGGGGUGCAGGAGCAGACCUACGUCGCCCACGUCAUGGCCUACGCCGCCUGCCUCGAGCCCUACACCGACUGCCGCCAGCGGGACUCUGCCCCCAGCAGCCGCACCACCCCCCCGGCCCUGCUCCUGCCCACCCUCCUCCUGCCCCUCCUCCUGCCCCUCUUGCACUGA